AGCCCCCCAUUGCGCUGGGCACUGCCGGGCGAGUUGCCUGUAGAUGGACACCUGGGCGCCCGGGAGCUCGGUGCAGGUGGCGGGGGGCGUCUAACGGCCUCCUCUCUCGUCCCACGCCCAGAUCUCUCCCGGAACCGCUUUGCCGAAGUGCCUGAGGACGCCUGCCACCUGGUCUCCUUGGAGGGGCUGAGUUUGUACCACAACUGCCUGCGGACCAUCCCGCCGGCCAUCGCCAACCUGCAAUCCCUCACUUACCUGAACCUCAGCCGGAACCAGCUCACCUCCCUCCCGCCCUGCCUCUGCCGCCUGCCCCUCAAAGUCCUCGUCGCCAGCAACAACAAGCUAGGCUCGCUGCCCGACGAGACGGGCUCGCUCAGCAACCUGCGCCAGCUGGACGUGAGCUGCAAUGAACUCCAGUCCCUGCCGGCCAGCAUGGGCCGGCUGGGGUCCCUGCGAGACCUGAACGUGCGGAGGAACCAGCUAACUGCCCUGCCCGAAGAGCUGUCGGAGCUGCCCCUGGUCCGCCUGGAUUUCUCCUGCAACCGGGUCGCCCGCAUCCCCGUCUGCUACCGGCACCUCCGGCACCUGCAGACCAUCCUGCUGGACAAUAACCCCCUCCAGUCACCGCCCGCGCAGAUCUGCCUGAAAGGCAAAAUCCACAUCUUCAAAUACCUCAACCUGGAAGCCUGCAGCAAAAUGGGGCCUGACCUGGCUGACUUUGCCCGGGCCAGCCGGCCCACCGGCUUCAGCACCUG
Terrapene triunguis (Three-toed box turtle) is the source of this 755-nucleotide messenger RNA. Its product is annotated as leucine-rich repeat and calponin homology domain-containing protein 3-like. The record is from RefSeq and is a predicted model, not a curated record. The transcript is spliced from 5 exons. The annotation marks the transcript as partial. Gene Ontology annotation, molecular function: protein binding. Lineage: Eukaryota; Metazoa; Chordata; Testudines; Emydidae.